CCUCCUCCCUCCUCCCUCCUCCCACCUCCCCCCUCUCUCCCGCCCCCUCCGCCGCCCGACGGGAUCCCAGGCCGAGGGGCGGCCGUGCCCAAAAGCCUCGGCGCGGGCGCGGUGUGGCCGCACUCCGCCGCGGCAGAGCACCCAGCCGCUGGCCCCCAAGGGAGGUGGCCGUGGCAUCGCUCGGACGUGUGCGUUUUUUCCUCGGCGAGGACCAUCGAGGAGCAUCCUUGAUCAUUUGGCGAAAACCACGCACGAAGCCGAAAGAAACACAGGGAAUGGACGUCCGAGCGAUGGCCAGUGGCCGUGGCGGACCUGCUCAGCCCCUUCCCGCAGCUGAACACGACGCUGCUCAUCGGCGGCAACAGCCACGCGAAGCAGGACGAGGCCCUCAAGUUCGACAGGCCGGUGGUGGUUGUCGGUACACCUGGGCGCAUCCUCGACCAUUGCGAGGAGGGCCGGCUGGUCUUUGAGGCGCUCAAGGUCGUGGUGUUCGACGAGGUGGACGCGCUGUUCACGUCCUUGUCGCGGAAGGACCACUUGCAGAUGCUCGUGGAGAGGACCAUGGAGGGCACGGAGGCGCAGAAGAUCCUCGCCUCGGCCACCGGUGCCACCAGCGAGGAGCUGGCCGAGUUCGCGGAGCAGCACCUGCGCAAGCCCUGGCUGGACUCUCCCUGGCUGGGCGUCGAGAUGCCCUUGGGCGUGCUGCACUUGGCGAACGGAGCCCCCGACAUCCCCAAGAAGCUGAAGUUCUUGCAGCGCUUGACCUCUAGCAUCGAACCCGAGCCAACUGGCAUUCUCGUGUUCUGCAACAAUGUCGAGCGCGUGCGGAAGGUCUUGCAGGAGCUCAGGCGCAUGGGCAUCCCGUCGCAGGCGCUGACUGGCAACCGCAGCGCGGCGGAGCGCGUGGACGCCAUCAAGAACUUGGGCAAAGGCGUCAUAGAGGUUAUCGUCUGCACCGACGUGGCUUCUCGAGGACUUGACUUCAAGGAGUUAUCCCACGUUGUCAACUUCGAGAUGCCCCCGGACGCGCACGCCUACGCGCACCGUGCCGGCCGCGUCGGCCGUGCGGGCAAGAGCGGCAUCGUCAUAAGCCUUGGCGGGGGCGGUUCCGAAAACAACCGGCUGACCAACUACGCCAACGAGCUCGGCAUCACGGUCUCUCGUGGUCGGGCCCGCGGCGGGCGCGCAGGGAGCCCCGGACCGCCGCCUCCGCGCCCUCCGCCGGGCAUGAGAGGUGCACGAGUGCAACGUGGACUCAGGCCUGCUGCAGGUGUACGACCCGCGGGAGGAGCGAGGGCGGCGGUCGAGCCGCCCGUGGUCGGGUGGGCCACCCCCCCCCCGAAGGCGGGCCACCGCUCCGAGGAG
Messenger RNA from Prorocentrum cordatum, 1365 nucleotides. NCBI's taxonomy places the organism in Eukaryota, Dinophyceae, Prorocentrales, Prorocentraceae. The record is from the annotation of a GenBank genome assembly.